Messenger RNA from Neomonachus schauinslandi (Hawaiian monk seal), 2003 nucleotides. It is a transcript of the gene PDXP, whose product is annotated as pyridoxal phosphatase. The transcript is spliced from 2 exons. Lineage: Eukaryota; Metazoa; Chordata; Mammalia; Carnivora; Phocidae. Gene Ontology annotation, cellular component: cytoplasm. The record is from RefSeq and is a predicted model, not a curated record. Bases 1 to 891 code for a protein of 296 amino acids. Gene Ontology annotation, molecular function: pyridoxal phosphatase activity.
AUGGCGCGCUGCGAGCGGCUGCGCGGCGCGGCCCUGCGCGACGUGCUGGGCCGGACGCAGGGGAUCCUGUUCGACUGCGACGGGGUGCUGUGGAACGGCGAGCGCGCCGUGCCGGGCGCCCCUGAGCUGUUGGAGCGGCUGGCGCGGGCCGGCAAGGCGGCGCUGUUCGUGAGCAACAACAGCCGGCGCGCGCGGCCCGAGCUGGCUCUGCGCUUCGCGCGCCUCGGCUUCGGGGGGCUGCGCGCCGAGCAGGUCUUCAGCUCCGCGCUGUGCGCCGCGCGCUUGCUACGCCAGCGCCUGACCGGGCCGCCGGGCGCGCCGGGCGCCGUGUUCGUGCUGGGCGGCGAGGGGCUCCGCGCCGAGCUGCGCGCCGCGGGGCUGCAUCUGGCGGGGGACCCCGGCGAGGACCCGGGCGCGGCCCCGCGCGUGCGCGCCGUGCUCGUGGGCUACGACGAGCACUUCUCCUUCGCCAAGCUGAGCGAGGCGUGCGCGCACCUGCGCGACCCCGACUGCCUCCUCGUGGCCACCGACCGCGACCCGUGGCACCCGCUCAGCGAUGGCAGCCGGACCCCCGGCACCGGGAGCCUGGCUGCUGCCGUGGAGACAGCCUCUGGCCGCCAGGCCCUGGUGGUGGGCAAGCCCAGCCCUUACAUGUUCGAGUGUAUCACCGAGCACUUCAGCGUGGACCCCGCCCGCACGCUCAUGGUGGGCGACCGCCUGGAGACCGACAUCCUCUUCGGCCACCGCUGUGGCAUGACCACCCUGCUCACGCUCACAGGCGUCUCCCGCCUGGAGGAGGCCCAGGCCUACCUGGCAUCUGGCCAGCUCGACCUCGUGCCCCAUUACUAUGUGGAGAGCAUCGCGGACUUGAUGGAGGGGUUGGAGGACUGAGCCCAUGUGACCGGCACUGCAGCCCCAUCCCUACCCCACCCUGAUCCCGUAGAUGGAGGCAAGGGGCCAAGAGCUGCAGGCUCCUGGGCCCCAUUUUCUGCAGCCUGGUGGGGUUGGGACCCAGGGAAGGCUUUAGGGCCCUCACAUCCCCUCCCAGGGGUGGCUGGGCACUCUUUGCUGUUCCAGAAGCGGUCCCCCUUCCCCCACCAGUUCGCCCUGGCCUGACCCAGCCAGGUGGCCUUAUUUCCUCCCCUGUGACCUUCCCUCUUUGAAAUCUGGGCCUUGAUGCCCACUGAAGAUUUCCCCCAACCCUGAACACUUAAUCCCCUAGCCCCUCCUGGGGCGGGGUGGGGGUGGGGGUUGCCUCUAGAGCUCUAUCUGCCCCUGGAGCCCUGGCCCUGGGUUCCUGUUGACCAAUCAGAGGCCUAGGUAACCACUAACCCUCCUGUGCCCUGAAUGGACCAAUCAGAAGGCUAAGCAAGAGUGACUCAUUGAUGGGUCUGUCCUGAGGGGUUUCAUGGGGAACCUAAAGUGACAGUGACCCUUUGAUCUUCUGAAGCCAGAGUGGACCAAUCAGAAGUCUAAGUGGCAAUGAUCCUUUCAUGUCCUUGGUCCUGAGUGAGACCAAUCAGAACACGGAGUAAUAAUGACUCAUUGGUCUCUUAGAUCCUGAGGAGAAUAAUCCAGAAGUCAGAGACAGUGGCCCCUUGACUGUCUGGAUCUGACUGGACCAGCUUGGGGUCCAGAUGUCUGUCAAUAAGUAAGGGUCCAAGGGCUGAAGACACCCCUCCUCCACAAAGAUAGUGAUCCGGGGGGCCACGCAGUGGCUCUGGGGGCUUCUGUAGUGGAGCCCCCACCCUUCCCUGAUGAUGGUACCCAGGCCAGCGUUGGUGGUGGCCACAGCUCCGGAGGGCGGGGCUUUCGUGUCCCUCCCUGUGCUGUCCGUGUUUGCUGUGCCACCUCUCCCCCACCAUGCCCACCCCCAGCUAUUUAUUUAUUUAUUAUCGUGUGCCAGUGACGGUGGGAGUGGGGGCUGGCCCUUCCCACCGCUUCCACCUCUGUUGUAACCAGUCCUCCCGUACUUAAUAAAGUGCGAGUGGAGUGUCUGUGUG